This is a messenger RNA of Eremothecium sinecaudum, 1677 nucleotides long. RefSeq names its product Apj1p (gene APJ1). Bases 1 to 1677 code for a protein of 558 amino acids. Gene Ontology annotation, cellular component: cytosol; cytoplasm; nucleus. Lineage: Eukaryota; Fungi; Ascomycota; Saccharomycetes; Saccharomycetales; Saccharomycetaceae. Gene Ontology annotation, molecular function: Hsp70 protein binding. The record is from RefSeq and is a predicted model, not a curated record. The transcript has a single exon. Gene Ontology annotation, biological process: protein refolding.
AUGGUGAAAAGUACAAAACUGUACAAUAUACUUAAUGUAUCUCCAACGGCUACUGCGGCAGAAAUAAAAAAGUCGUAUAGGGCAGCAGCCUUGAAGCAUCACCCAGACAAGAACAGACACAGUGAGUCAUCGAAGCUGCUCUUUCAACAGAUCAGUGAGGCGUAUGGUAUUUUGGGCGAUGAAAAAUUACGGAAGUUGUACGACCGGUAUGGUACGGUCGACGAAAAUGAGAUUGCGGCCUUGGAAGCGCAGGAGCGCCGGCAGCAGGAGCGUCGCCAGGGUGGUGGCCUUUCAGGUUUCUCUGCCGGAGUUUCAGAAGGACUAUCCGCGGGGGAAUUAUUCGCGCGUUUCUUUGGCGGUGGUAGUACCACCGGGAGAGACUUCUCAUUAUUUGGUUCGCGUCAAAACUCUCAUUCAUCAGGUCACUCACGUCGCACGCGCGAGGAACGUGUGCCCCAAGGGCCUAAUAUCAAGCACAAAAUGGCGUGCACAUUAGAGGAGUUAUAUCACGGAAAGGUUGCGAAGUUAGCUUUAACUAGAACCAAGCUAUGCAAAAAAUGUUCUGGGCAAGGGGGGCACCAUAGAUCAAUGUGCAAAGCAUGUGCAGGUCACGGUGUUACAACUCAUUCGAAACGCAGCGGUCCAGUUGUUCAAACAUGGUCUUCGACUUGUAAAAGCUGCGGUGGUGCAGGACAUUUCAUUAAAUAUAACAACGUCUGUCAACCUUGUCAAGGAAGCGGUUGUCUAAAAGAGCGUAAAAUAUUCGAGGUCGAAGCUAAGCCUGGAAUGAUGCAUGGGAGCGAAAUAUUAUUCCCUGGACAGGCGGACGAGGUAAUAGAAACUGAGUACGGGAAACAGAAGGUUAUACCAGGUGACCUAAUAAUAAUAAUUCAGGAAGUCGUCCCAGAAAAUUCCCGGUACCAGAGACAUGGGCGGUCCGAUUUGCUUCUUUCCGAUUUCCCAAUAUCUCUAAAGAAUAGCAUCUGUGGAGGAAGUGUGUAUAUCGAGGAUCACCCAAGCGGCCGCCCCAUAAAAAUUGUAAUAUUGCCAGGCGAGCUAUUAAAGCCUUCGGCCGUUAAGUGCAUUGAGAAUCUAGGUAUGCCAGACGUACACAAUCCAUCGCAGCACGGCAAGCUUUAUGUAAAGUUUACUAUUGAAUUCCCACCAAAGCUAGCACCCGAAACCAUCACGUUACUAUCCAAGGCCCUCGACGAAGAUCCAUUUUUGAAAGAGCAUGCAACCAAUGAGCCUAAUGAUGGGAUUUUCGAGGAACACGUUCUCAGCGACUUCGUUGACGAGCUUCCUAUUAUUAAAACCACAUAUCACGGCGACGGAGAUUGGACCCCUACUAAGAAAAGAAAGGUCCAGACGAGUAGCGGCGAUGAAUUUCGGGAAGAAUAUCAAGAAUGUGAAGACCUGGAGGAACAAGAAGAAGUAGGGGAAGAAGAAGAAGACGAAGAAGAAGAAGAAGAAGAAGAAGAAGAAGAAGAAGAAGAGAGGGAGGAGGAGGAAGAAGAAGAAGAGGAAGAAGAAGAAAGCCACGAAGACGCAGACGUUGGAUUCGCGGCCGCUAGCCAUAAAGACGGCGCUGGAGAAAAAGACCCCAUGAGUGGAGAUGGAGAUGGUUACCGUAAUUUCCAGCACAACUACUAUUCUCGUGCUGCUGCAGCAAAUUAA